Molecule: messenger RNA, 1219 nt
Organism: Cloeon dipterum
Lineage: Eukaryota; Metazoa; Arthropoda; Insecta; Ephemeroptera; Baetidae
Product: prostaglandin reductase 1-like
Exons: 9
Coding region: 85-1095 (336 amino acids)
Biological process (GO): prostaglandin metabolic process
Cellular component (GO): cytoplasm
Molecular function (GO): 2-alkenal reductase [NAD(P)H] activity; 15-oxoprostaglandin 13-reductase [NAD(P)+] activity
Source: RefSeq, a predicted model, not a curated record
AUUCAUUCUUAAUCAAGUGUCGAUUAUUCUCACCUCUUUAAUUGGAUUUUCGGAAUUUUCCAUUUUUAUUCUAAUUAAACCAACAUGGUGAAAACAAAAAAGUGGAUUCUUGCCAAGAAAUUUGAUGGCAAACCUAAAAAUGAUGACUUCAAACUGGAGGAAGAAGAGUUGCCGCCAGUCAAGGAUGGAGAGGUCCUCCUGGAAGCUCUUUACUUCAGCGUGGAUCCUUACAUGAGAGGACAUGACCUCUCUGGACUCGUUGGACACCAGAUGAUAGGAUCUCAGGUUGCAAAGGUGUCAGAAAGCAAACAUAAAGACUACAAGUCAGGUGACUUGGUGGUGGGACACUUUGGCUGGCGGAGCCACACUAUUUACCAAGUCAACAAACCUGCUGGCGCCGGUGACUCCAAAAUCAAGCCUUACAAAUUGCCCGACAUCCAAGGACUGAGCCCAUCGCUUGCUCUAGGUGUUCUCGGGAUGCCAGGAAACACUUCGUAUUUUGGAUUCCUUGAACUAUGCAAGCCCAAGGCUGGAGAAACUGUUGUAGUAAACGCGGCCGCUGGCGCUGUAGGCAUGCAUGUCGGGCAAAUUGCUAAGAUCAAAGGAUGCAGAGUGAUUGGGUUUGCUGGCUCCGACGACAAAGUGGAGUGGUUGAAAAAGGAAAUCGGCUUUGAUGCCGCCUACAACUACAAGACGGUGGACAUCGACAAAGCUCUGGCCGAGUCUGCUCCAAAUGGAGUUGACUGCUACUUUGAUAACGUUGGUGGAGAGAUGAGUUCGACUGUGAUUAGGAGAAUGAAUCCUUUUGGGAGAGUGUCAGUCUGUGGGUCAAUCUCUACUUACAAUGAUGACGUAAAACCUAAGGCUACUACUGUUCAAGAGAAGGUGAUCGGAAACCAACUGAAAAUAGAAGGAUUUAUGGUGUAUAGGUGGCUGGACAGGUGGCAGGAAGGAAUCAAGCAGAACAUUCAAUGGAUUAGGGAGGGAAAGCUGAAGUACCAGGAAACUAUCACAAACGGAUUUGGAAACAUCCCUCAGGCGUUCAUUGAUUUGCUGGAUGGCAAAAACACUGGAAAGGCUAUCAUAAAAGCAUAAAUUAAAAAAAAUAUGUUUCACGCAAUUUUCUUCGCAGUAAAAUUGGUUUUAGUUAGUUAUUCUUGGUAAUUGUCAAUACAUGAAAAUCAAAUAAAAAUGGUUAAUUUGGACAGGAAAGUAAAAA